This is a messenger RNA of Verruconis gallopava, 1413 nucleotides long. RefSeq lists its product as uncharacterized. Lineage: Eukaryota; Fungi; Ascomycota; Dothideomycetes; Venturiales; Sympoventuriaceae. Gene Ontology annotation, molecular function: iron-sulfur cluster binding. The transcript is spliced from 2 exons. Gene Ontology annotation, cellular component: cytoplasm. The record is from RefSeq and is a predicted model, not a curated record. Gene Ontology annotation, biological process: iron-sulfur cluster assembly. The coding region runs from base 54 to 1070 and encodes 338 amino acids.
UCUCGCGCCGACAUCGUGCCUUGCUCCAACCUUUUUUCUCUUACACAAGCAAGAUGGCGCCCACAUUUACUAUAGACGACACCAACGAUCUGGAUGUCACCGUUAACUCGAGCAAAAUGAACGCCAAGUCCGGCACGCGCACGCUUCUCCUUGCCCCUCCUUCGAUAGCAGCACAUCCUGAGGCGCUCAACCGUGUGGUAGAAGCCCAUGACAGAGUCCAUACAGACAUUCAGAUGCUUGACAGAUUGGCCAUGGGCCUUGUUACUCUGCCGCCCGCGACGUAUGACGUUAUCCUCCUUCUCACAAACGCAGACGGCUCCCGUCCACAGCUCGUCGAUCGAACCGUCAUGAACAAACUCUUCGAAGCAUUGAAGACAAAUGGCAAGCUCAAGAGUCAGGAUGGCAAGCUCGGCCUCACAGAUGGCCCCGAGAAGACCGAGGGGAUCUUGGCCGGACUGAUAAUCAGCGACGAUGGCUUUAAGAAGCCAGACAUUGGGGGAACUGGCGCAGUCCCUCUUCGAUUUGGACGGAAGAAUGGCGCAGCAAAAGCCAAUGCAGACGGCUCUGUGCCACUCUCACUUAACGGAAAGAGGAAGAGCUUGGAAAUCUCCAAGGAUGCGGCGAAGCCAGUGCAGCCUGCAGGCGUUGGAUUCGUCGACUUCAGCGACGACUUGGACGAACUCGUGACCGGAGACGACGAUGACCUGAUUGACGAAGAUGAGCUGCUCACGGCCGACGACUUAGCCAAUCCAAUCAUACAGCCACCAGAAUGUCGACCCAAAGCGGGCAAGCGACGUCGCGCUUGUAAAGACUGCACUUGUGGUCUGAAGGAGAAACUUGAAGCCGAGGAUGCCGCCAAACGUGAUGCAGCGGACAAGGCAUUGAAGACAAUGAAGCUAGGCGCGGAUGAACUGGCAGAAGUGGACUUUACGGUGCAGGGCAAGGUGGGCAGCUGCGGAAACUGCGCACUGGGAGAUGCCUUCAGAUGUGACGGCUGCCCCUACAUUGGACUGCCCGCGUUCAAACCCGGGGAGGAAGUCAGACUUUUGAACAACGAGGUGCAACUCUAGAAGCGGCGAGAUUGUCAGGCACGUUGCAGCUUCAUUCUGCGAAAGAUGCUUGGAUAGACAGAGUCUCGAUCCCCCCACAGAGAUGUAUAGGCUUUUUCCGCACCGCUGCGGGCGUCAGCGUCAAGAAGAAUCCCCAAUGACGGACACAAUAGAUCAUGUUGGCUAGAUCUCUACUAGUUCUUUGAAUUGUGGAACGGCGUGCAUGUUUUAAAACUCGAUGCCGUAGGUGUAUUUUUACAUUCAGAUCUAGAUGUCUAAAUGCAGCUCUACUUGUGAUAUGACACAUCGUUAUCGAUGCAACUGACUAUCCAAUCAAUUCAUGCCGAUCCUCUGGGUUGGGCCA